AUGACAGCCAACACUGACAUGCGCCAUGUCCAGGGCAUCAUCCACGCGUACCAAACUGGGGACAUCGCCCUGGGCAACACCACCAGCAUGGGGCGCUGGGAGAUCGUGGGCUCCUUCUUCUUUUCCGUGUCCACCAUCACCACCAUCGGCUAUGGCAACCUGAGCCCCCACACGAUGGCCGCCCGCCUCUUCUGCAUCUUCUUUGCUCUGGUGGGGAUCCCGCUCAACCUCGUGGUGCUCAACCACCUGGGGCACCUCAUGCAGCAGGGUGUGCACGGCUGUGCCCGCAGGCUGGGGGGCGCCUGGCAGGACCCGGCCAAGGCCCGCUGGCUGACGGGCUCGGGCGCCCUCCUCUCGGGCCUCCUGCUCUUCCUGCUGCUGCCGCCCCUGCUCUUCUCCCACAUGGAGGGCUGGAGCUACAUGGAAGGCUUCUACUUCGCCUUCAUCACCCUCAGCACCGUGGGCUUCGGCGACUACGUGAUCGGGAUGGACCCCUCCCGGCAGUACCCACUGUGGUACAAGAACACAGUGUCCCUGUGGAUCCUCUUUGGGAUGGCGUGGCUGGCCUUGAUCAUCAAACUCAUCCUCUCCCUGAUGGAGACCCGGGGGCGAUCAUAUUCCUGCUACCGCCACAGCUCCAAGGGCGACUUCCAGCCCCGAAGCUGGAGGCAGGGCCCAGAGGGAGAGGCAGAGCGCCACUCCCCACGGCCAGGCUGCUACCCGGAGGGGCCUGGGGGAGCCAGGCCGCCUUCGGAACCCUCGGCUCAGGUCUCACGCUGUGGGAAGGAGAGCUAGUUACACUCCAGGGAUUGUCCCACCUUCUUUCCCAGUAGCAAGACCCCUAUUUUAAUCUUGGUGCAGGGCCACCCAGACGAAAGACGACAUUUUUUAUGUCUUAUUUUGAGACUAGGUGCAGUGUUGUGAACAAAUUCUGCCCAAUAGGGUCCAUAAAGAAGUAUCCUGUA
Myotis brandtii (Brandt's bat) is the source of this 965-nucleotide messenger RNA. It is a transcript of the gene KCNK17, whose product is annotated as potassium channel, two pore domain subfamily K, member 17. The transcript is spliced from 5 exons. The coding region runs from base 1 to 795 and encodes 264 amino acids. Gene Ontology annotation, cellular component: membrane. Gene Ontology annotation, biological process: stabilization of membrane potential; potassium ion transmembrane transport. The record is from RefSeq and is a predicted model, not a curated record. NCBI's taxonomy places the organism in Eukaryota, Metazoa, Chordata, Mammalia, Chiroptera, Vespertilionidae. Gene Ontology annotation, molecular function: potassium ion leak channel activity.